UCCUGUUUUGCGUAGUCGAUAGUCGAUGUUCGGUUGUGUAGGACCGUUCGCGUUGUGAAUUUUGUUGUUAUUUGUGUUUAUAAAACAAUAUGCCUUUCAUUUCUAAAGACUGGCGAUCUCCAGGAGAAGAGUGGGUUAAAACCCAAGAGGGAUGGGAAAAAAAGAAAGUAUUGGAAUGCACUUCACAGAGAUAUCCUGCUAUAACUAACUAUAAUAACAGUGACGAUAAUCCACAGAAGUGGGCCCAAGAAAGUGAAGAUGGUGACAAAACAAACGACGCUGCGGCUAGAGUACCGCCUCACUGCCACAUCACUAUUAAAUGUACUAGAGAAAUUGCAGGCUUCAACGGCCUAUCAGAAGCGGUCAGGCGGCUGGAUUUCUCGUCUGCCGUCCGAGAUGUGCGACGGUUUAACUACAUCUGCGCUCUGUUGGAAUUGCUACUCGGAGGGCAAAGGCUGACACAUCUACCUGGUGCAGCACAGAAAUUACUUCUGUCAAUGUUGGAGCAACUUGCCGACCAGGUGGCAACAUCUCAGCAGAACUUGAGCGGUCUGCGCGCGUUGGUAGUAGCAUUGGCGGCGCUACGUGAAGCCGAGCGGCGUGCUUGCUGGGGCCGACCGCUCGGCUCGCGCGCUCUAUGGGGUCAUCAUGAUCACGCUAUCGCCAGGAUCAACCGCAUCGCCAGCAGCAUCCGCAUACAGGAGCCUGGUCCAGAAGUAGUGCCUAAACUCCACGAUUUGCCUGAGGAAUGUGUUAGAGAAAUUUUAUUGAGAAUAUCGGAUCACAGGGACUUAGAUGCGGCGUCGUCAGCGUGGAACGUGAUGGCGUCGGUCUGCAACGAGCAGAGAAUAUGGCGGGAGCUGGUCAACUUCCACUUCACCCAGCAACAGACUGAGACCAUCCUGGCCAAGGACAAAGACGGCGAUGACAAGGACGUUGACUGGAAGAAGGUCUUCCAUCAACUCAGGAAGUUAUACGGUCUAAGGGAGGACGCGCAGUAUGCCGAGACGCUGUCACUGUGCCGACACUGCAAGUGCCUGUUUUGGCGGUCACUAGGACACCCCUGUAUAGCGGAUCAGUGCCCGGAAUACCGCGAGCGAGUGAAGGAGGCCGGCGGUCCUCUCCCCCCGCACCCCGUGCCGCCCGCAGCUUUCCUCAAGUUCUUCUCGCUUUAAACACGGUAUCGCAGAAAUAACAUCACUUGAUCAAAUCACGCCAUUUCUAGGCCAAUUCUUUAAUUAUACAUUUCAAUGUAAACUGGAUGAGUAUAUUUGGUCACCCAUAACAUUAUAACCGUUAUUUAUAUUGUUAAGCGAAUAAUUUUAUGGUAAAUAACGAUUUACCUUUCAAUGUUUCCAUUAACUUGCACUAGUCGUGGUCACGAGCUGGAGUAAUAGCGAUGUCAUUAACUGCCAGCAAUUUUUUACCUUUAUUUACCAUAAAAUUAUUGGUGUUAAGACCCAGUUAGCAAUAUAAAUAAUGUAUAGGAAACACGAACUUUUAAAAAUUUAAUUGAAUGUAUCUUUAUAACUCAAUCUUUAGAGAGUUAUGACAGUAAUAAUCGUAUGCUAACACUUCAUAAACAAUAUCAGUCAACCCAUGAUCAGGACGUUUGUAACAGCCGUCAAAAUAUCGGGAGAUCAUAAUAUAAUCAUAGUAAAUAUGCUGUGUAUAUACAAUAUUUAAAAAACCGCGUCCGAUAAGACGUAUUUAUCAAUAAUAACAAAAUAUAAGAAAAAAAUGGAAAAUAAUAUAUAAAACUAUAAUUGUUUAUAUAUACUAAUCAUUAUGUAUAUAUAAAGCAUAUUACACCAUUGAUUAAUCAGAGUUAUAUAUUAAUAUAUAAUGAUUAUAUUACUCAGGCAUUUGGUCUCCAGAUUAGUAAGACCGUUAAGUAAUAUGUAAAAAAGUAAUAUUCUAUCUCUAAUAUUUAUUUCGGAUACUGCGAUAAAAGGGUGCUGUUCUCUGUCCAUAGUACACAGAAAUAUAAUUAUAUAUUAUAUAUCUAUAUAUACUUAUUUCUCAGUAUACAUAUAAGUCUAUUAGAAUCUUUUGGACGUCGUGAUAUUGUUCUUAAAUUCAGUAUUAAAAUAUAUAUUUCUAUAUCGGUUUAAACUAAAAACUAAAGCAAUAAAAACCGGACUAAAACAUCAACUAAACUAAGCAUCACAUUUUAAUAGAUUAAUUGAAUUGAAUUGAGAGGAAGAAUUUCAUAGAUUACCUAUAAGCUAGAGAAUGAAAUAUGAAGAAAUUAAAAUUCGAUUUAUAUUGCUUUAGUUUUUCUCAGACAGAAACAAGUCAAAGCCAUCUGUGUUUACUAUAUAGUUAAGAAAAGCCUAUAAUAAUGGCAUAUAGUGAUGAGCGAAUUAAUUUAAGCGAUCGAAUGCGACCGAUCACGAUCUCAGGCACACUGGCCUAUACAAUAUGACUAAAUGGAUCAUUAGGAUUUAUGAAGCUAUGCAAAAUGUGUUCCAUUUUAUACAAAAUGUUGUCCAAUGAGGAAACAGGUUCUAUGCUUAUUUUUAAAAAAUAUAAAAGCACUGUGAAAUUAUGAAUGUAGUAAUUAGUAUUGUGACUUAUUGAAAUUUUACCAGUGAAUGGAAUAUAUUAAAAGUUCCAAGACCAAGCCACGAUGCUUAUACGUUGAUUUAAUGAAUAACUUUUAAUUUUUUAAUAUAACACCAUCGUGUUUAUAGCCUUUAUUGUAAACAGUUUUCUGCGCUUAUUAAUUGUUUAAUGCUUUAUGACAACUAGAUAUGUGAUAUUACCCAAAUUUAUAAAAACGUGUGUUGUAUUGGAUUUGUUCUUUGUGUUGUUUGUUAAUAUUAAAUAUAAUUUAUAUGUAAUAUAGUAGCGUUCAAUUUUCAGUGCAUAAUAAAAAGCAUUUUAACAUUAGCUAUGUAUUAUGCUAUAUAUUAAAAAAUAUUUUCAUCAAUAAUAUGAUUAUUGAUGAAAAUAUUUUUUAAAGAUGUGAAUCUAUUGUUGCAUUGUUAAUUAUGAGCAAAAGGUAUGCCUCUGUACAGUCUAUUUUAAGUUUUUCAAUAUUGACACAUUAACAUGUCGGUCUGCCAAAAUAAUGUAAAAAAAUAUUGAAAAUAAUUAGAUUUGGUAACAAAAAGUGUAUAGAAAUCCAAAACCCAGUUAAUCCAGUGAAUGUGUUGUAGGAGAGUGAAAGUUGUGUACAAUUAUAGAUCUGUGUUUGUAUAUGGGAUUUAUAAAAUAGCUUUAACUGUACUGUACUAGCACUGUUACUAGCUCACAUGCAACUGUACCACUACAUUCCCAUACUAAAUUGUAGAUACGACUUCACGUUUUGUAUGAAUAUCUUAUGCAGUUUUAUAACUACCAUUGCCAGAUUGCGGACUUACAUAUACUAAAAUUAGCCUUUUAUAUUGGUCGCGAAAUCUCAAAUAAUCAAAUAGCUUUUUGAAGACAUCAGUGAAAAUUUUCCUUCCAAUUAACUGCUGUGUUAAAUAAUUAGUUUUAAAUAUUAUUAUAAAGGCGUGUAUUUUCAUUUAGUUCCUGUUUAGGUAUUUUAGUAUAAGACAUCGGGACAUAUUAUCUUUAUUGUCCCAAAUAAACACUUCAUUUGUUUCGUCUGCAUUUAAAAUAAUUGUACAGUCUACUAUGAAUAUGGUCUACUACAUAAGGGGUUUUUGCACUAUCAUAUCGCAUACUUAAUAAAUUUCAUUAAUUAACAACUUAAAAAAUUUAACUGACCUUAAAAAACUAAAAUUUUGGAUUAGUUGAUUUCCCAUUUUUUUAAAUACGUGGAGUUUAUUAGGCGUGCGAGUAUAGUAAAGUUAAAUCUAGAUUUCUAGAAUGAUCUGUCAAUGAAAUAAACUAGUGAAUAUCAAUAAAACUUCAUAAUAUAUCGUAUACUGCCUACGUAUAUUCGCUUACUCUUUCUCGCAAAUAUAAUAGUGUUAUAAUCCCCUUAUUAAAAAUCAUAUCUCUUCAUGAGUCGAAACUAAUUAAGCAGCUAGCUUAGGUAGAGCAAUAUUUUAUUACAUGUAACUUUUAAUAGUGUAUAAGGUCUCGGCUGAAUUUUUAUUAUGAAGAACUGUAUAUUACUCUACUCAAGAGUCUAUGUUGUUAAUGGCUUCGGUACUCUGUAGAAGUUAAACGUCAUUAUAAAAUACGUUUUUUUAUUCGUGUAUUAAAUGGCGGAUGUUGACGUUAAGAAAUGGCGCCAAAAUUCUUAUAUAUAAUACUAUCGUUGAUCGUUAUAUAUAAUACUAGCUUAUAAAUUCAUUGCAAUUUAUAAUGACGUGACCACAGUUCAAUAUAUUUAUUGUCAUACAGAAUAAUUCUAUUAAUUCGCCGUUUACAUAUCUGCAAGAAUAAUGUACCCACUUUUACCAGUACCCUAGUUAAUAAUUAUAAAUACAGUCGGUCUAAAAUAUUAUCUCUUUAGGCCUAAACUGUUCGAUUUAUUAUGUAAUAAUUUUAGUUUUCUUUUAUAUCUCUAUAACAGUGAAUUUAACCAUGUUUGAUUUUGUUAAAUAGUAAAUCUAUUAAGAAAUAACAGUUAUUUAUAGUUACUUCAUUUGAAAUCAUUGUUUUCAUAAUUUGGCUUUCACAUUGUAUAAUGUAUUAUUACAUAAAUGCAAAAGUACAUAAAAUGUCGACAUAGCGUUAUUUGCAGCGUAACAUUCUUGAAUUAUCUGUCUAUUUUAUAAUGCGAGAAUUUGUUCUUGUAUAUUAUAUAUAUCAUAGUAAAGACUAUGUGUUAUAACGAUAUCUGUUUUUUAAAUUGAUUCUCAUUUUAAGACUAAGAGAAUGUUAAUUGCAAACAACAAAGGCUUUAGAACAAAAGAGCUAGCAUGCACAUGUGACGUCUGUCAGUGACAGUAUCAACUUACCCUGUCAUAUAUAAGAAGCACUCUUUGUACAUCUUCCAUCAUGAUUUAGUAACCGAUAGGUGGGGUUAUCAGGUAUCAGGGGGUACUAUCGGGUGUCUUAUCCUGAGAAAUCAAUAUUCCGGUCAACUGCCCAAAAUCAAAAUUUGAACUAGCAAUACAAUCUAUUAAUAAUAUUAUAAGUAAUCUUAUAAUGCGCCUUCAAGCGAUAUUUCAUUGUGUUGACUCCAUAUCCAACAGGACUCUUAGCCAAUUUGUUACAACCCAACAGAUCAGCCUGACUGAGCAGUCUAAUACUAUGUGUAAGCAUCAAAUGUGUGAUUAGACCGCAUCACCACUUAAAAUCACGUAUGAUUUCGAUCCAAUAUGGUCAAAUCAUAAUAAAAAUCGGUAUUAUUGGUAUUGUGAUUAUUCGCCUGUAAUUGUUUGAUGAUUUAUCUAUGAUCUAACAAAAUUAAAUAUAAAUAGAAAAUAGCUGUGGGUUUUGUUCGACUUUACUAUGUCUACUUCUAUUUCCCAUAACAGUAUUGUUGUUAGCUGCUAGCUCUUAACACAUCUACUAAUUAGCUACCUGUUCACUGUAAAAUGUAGUGUAGUUGUUGAUAUUGUGAUAUUUUAAGAUAAAUUUAUUGUAAUUACAAUUAUUAUUAAGUGUUUGGAGUCUCAAGUUACUAACACUAAUUAGGAGUAGACUAUUAUGAAAAUGCAGCUUGUAUCUACUCACUUGAGUCAUUUUUAGUUAAUCUGUGAUUUUUUUAUUUGUGAAAUGCAAUUGUUUUCUGAUUUGUGUUCUCAUAUACUAUGGUACUUUAUAUGGUAUUUUGAAAUAAAGUUAUUUUGA
Molecule: messenger RNA, 5703 nt
Organism: Achroia grisella
Lineage: Eukaryota; Metazoa; Arthropoda; Insecta; Lepidoptera; Pyralidae
Product: F-box only protein 32
Exons: 9
Coding region: 90-1175 (361 amino acids)
Biological process (GO): protein ubiquitination
Cellular component (GO): cytoplasm; nucleus; SCF ubiquitin ligase complex
Molecular function (GO): protein binding
Source: RefSeq, a predicted model, not a curated record